Molecule: messenger RNA, 1160 nt
Organism: Phytophthora sojae
Lineage: Eukaryota; Oomycota; Peronosporomycetes; Peronosporales; Peronosporaceae
Exons: 1
Coding region: 74-952 (292 amino acids)
Source: RefSeq, a predicted model, not a curated record
GCGCACUCGAUCCAUUGCGCGCGUCCUGCAACAGUAGCAACUACAACUGCACCUAAUACACACGAAUCGCACAAUGAGCGGCAAGUCGGACAUCUCUUUCCUGCUGAACCCGCAGCCGGCGGGCUACCGCGAGCUGCGCGCCCCGAUGCCGGCGCCCAUGUCCCCGCCGCACGCCGCAUCGUCGCUGCUGCUUCUGGGCGCGUGCAUCGCGCCGCUCGACAAGAUGAGCAGCGUGUACAGCAGCAGCAGCAGCGGCGGCGGCUGCAGCAAGAAGACGCUGUUGCCGGCGCUGUCUCUGGCUGCGCUGUGCGAGGCCAGUAGCAGCUACAGCAGCGGCAGCAGCAGUGGCGCCGACUCGAGCUGCAGCGACAGCGAUGACGACGACGAAGAGAAACAAGAGCAACAACAACCGACCGCGGCGUCCGCGCCGACGACCGCCACGACCAACUCGAAGACGGACGCGACCACGGAGCAGACGGCUACGACCCGCACCCCCGCCGCCGCCAAGACCAGCAAGCCCAAGAAGCCCCGCGCGACCCGCACGCGCGUGCGCAAGAACCGCACGCCGCCGUGCCAGGUGGACGGGUGCACGAACAUCGCCGUGUCUCGCGGCUGCUGCGUGCGGCACGGCGGCGGCUCUCGCUGCUCGAUGGCGGGGUGUCCGAACCGCGCCAAGCUGUACAAGAAGUGCUUCCAGCACGGCGGCUUCAAGACGUGCGCGACCGAGGGCUGCACGCGCAAGGCGAAGCGGUACGGCCACUGCUGGUCGCACGGCGGGGGCCGCAUCUGCGAGACCCCCGGGUGCGACAAGGUGUCGACGCAGGGCGGACUGUGCUGGGCGCACGGCGGCGGCAACCGGUGCAAGCUGGAGGGCUGCAGUCGGCGCUCGUACCAGAAGUACGGCUACUACUGCGUGGACCACGCGUCGCUGAGCAAGGGCGAGCCGGCGUAAGUUUGCGAGCAAGCAAGCAUGCGAGCCAGCACUUGCUUGAACGAUCAUCAAGUGUCGUUUGAGCAAGGAAGCUGGUUCAUUCGGCUGUGGCGAAGCCUACGAAGCAUGUGCCCCGGAUGCAGUUGUAGGCGGGUACAAUAGUUGAAAUGAUCCCUAUUUAUCUGGUAGUUGCAAAUCUGAAGCAAUAAACUUUUAUUUUCUCAUCUGU